AUGAGCGUGUCAUCUGAGAAGGCCCAGCGCGCCCCAUGGCGUGAUCGACUUGACUCACAUCUCAAGCAAACACCAGGCUAUGAGUUUACAAUCGCAACAAUUGGCUACGACGCUCAGCAACGCCCUGUGCCUCGCUUACGGACCUGCGGUUGCCGUGGCUUCUUCCCGGAGCUUGAACUCCAUCCCAAGGGACAAGAAGCUAUGGAUCAGCAGGUUGAGGGUGGUGCCAAUCCAUCAAUUUUCGAGAGUGAUAUGCUCACUUUUACGACUGAUGUUCGAAUGGAAAAGCUUCCUCAGUUAGAAUCUUCUGGGCAUGCCAUCGAGGCCAUGUUCUGGCUGAAGGAUGUGAUGACCCAAUGGCGCAUCAAGGGGACAGCUUAUGCAAUUGGAAAUCCACAGGGAGAAGACGCAGAAGAAGGAAACUCCCGAGCGGAGGUUCAAAGGGCUUUGAGGUUGAAAGGCGAUGAGAGUGAUAUCUCGAAAUGGACGUGGGAAAAAGCAGUCACAAAGUACUUUGCAAACCACUCUCCCGUUGCAAGAGGUUCUUUCCGGAAUCCUCCACCUGGACAGUCUAGGUCUGAUUACCCCAAUAACCCAGAUCUGAAGUUGGGCCAAAAGGUCACAGAUCUCCACGAUCCCGUGGCCCGAGCUAACUUCCGUGUGGUCAUCAUUCGUCCCGAAGAAGUCGAGGAACUAGAUCUGACAGAUCAAGAGAAUUGCAAGAGAAGAAAUUGGAAACUUGCAGGAGACAGGGAUGAUGGCACUGAUUUGUGGAAUGAGAUUGAGGUGUGGCCGUGA
This is a messenger RNA of Penicillium soppii, 798 nucleotides long. RefSeq lists its product as uncharacterized. The record is from RefSeq and is a predicted model, not a curated record. The coding region runs from base 1 to 798 and encodes 265 amino acids. The transcript is spliced from 2 exons. Gene Ontology annotation, molecular function: FMN binding. Lineage: Eukaryota; Fungi; Ascomycota; Eurotiomycetes; Eurotiales; Aspergillaceae.